AUGAUAGAGCUUCCAAAAAUUGAAAGAAAUGUGAAUAAUACGCAAGAUCUGUGCAAAUGCCGUCCCAUUUGCAAGAGUCGAAGACGAGAGUGGAAAGGUCAGGUUCAGCAAACUUCAGCCGAAUUGUUACUUGAAAGCAAGCCGAAGGUUGAUUGUUUACGGAGAUGGCCGAAAUUAUCACCGGACAGUCCUUGUCCUCUAUCCGGGCGGACUCGUGUUGCUAUGAAGCAGGCUGUCACCAGGAGACCAGAGAUAGUGAGGAUAUGUGAGGCUCCUAUAGACAGUACAGCCGAUACAACCUAUCUACAGCACUUGGAGAUGGCUAGGAAAAUAGGCGCAUUACGCACAGUCAAAAUGUGUUGUGCGUUCUGCAGAUGCGGGGCCUGUUGUCCAUGCACCGCCAGCGAGUAUGCACCCCGGGACGCCGAGAGGACCAACCAGCGAUUGUCUGACAUGCGCAGUUUUGACAUGCGCGUCAAAACAGAUAGCUUGCAAAUGCGUAUCAUGUAUAAUUAA
Messenger RNA from Bombyx mandarina (wild silkworm), 516 nucleotides. RefSeq lists its product as uncharacterized. NCBI's taxonomy places the organism in Eukaryota, Metazoa, Arthropoda, Insecta, Lepidoptera, Bombycidae. The record is from RefSeq and is a predicted model, not a curated record.